Kwoniella botswanensis is the source of this 576-nucleotide messenger RNA. RefSeq lists its product as uncharacterized. The record is from RefSeq and is a predicted model, not a curated record. Lineage: Eukaryota; Fungi; Basidiomycota; Tremellomycetes; Tremellales; Cryptococcaceae. Gene Ontology annotation, molecular function: 2 iron, 2 sulfur cluster binding. Bases 1 to 576 code for a protein of 191 amino acids. Gene Ontology annotation, biological process: positive regulation of oxidoreductase activity; P450-containing electron transport chain. The transcript is spliced from 6 exons. Gene Ontology annotation, cellular component: mitochondrion.
AUGUCGCGUAAUACUUUGAAUCUCCUUCGUCCACUCACCAACGCCCGCCCAACCUAUACCAGGAUAUCACCUAUAUCCAUAUCUAAAUCUGCAUUAUCACGGAGCACCUUGCGGAGUGAGAUUGUUAGACCGAUCUUAGGAUCAGCAUCAAAGAAGAGGAAUCUACAUACUACCAUACCAAGGCAGCAUGGCGAGAUAACGAGACCUGAACCUGGAACGGGGAUCAAAUUGACGUUCAAAGAUUCAAAAGGGAAUGAGAUCAAGACGAUAGAAGGUAAUGAGGGUGAUGAUAUUUUGAGCUUAGCUCAUGAGUACGAUGUGGAUUUGGAAGGCGCUUGCGAAGGUUCAGUAGCAUGUUCAACUUGUCAUGUGAUAAUAGAUCCAGAGAAUUACGAUAAGUUGCCUGAACCAGAUGACGAGGAGAACGAUAUGUUGGAUUUGGCAUUCGGUUUGGAGGAUACCUCUCGAUUAGGAUGUCAAGUGAAGUUGACCAAAGAAUUGGACGGGAUGGUGGCUACUUUACCGUCAGCAACGAGGAAUAUGUACGUUGAUGGUGCUAAAGCUCGAACUCACUAG